Puma concolor (puma) is the source of this 732-nucleotide messenger RNA. The record is from RefSeq and is a predicted model, not a curated record. NCBI's taxonomy places the organism in Eukaryota, Metazoa, Chordata, Mammalia, Carnivora, Felidae.
AUGAGUCAUUGCAGCAGCCGCGCCCUGACCCUGCUGAGCAGCGUGUUCGGUGCGUGUGGCCUGCUGCUCGUGGGCAUCGCGGUCAGCACUGAUUACUGGCUGUACAUGGAGGAGGGAACGGUGCUGCCACAGAACCAGACCACGGAGGUCAAGAUGGCCCUGCACGCAGGCCUCUGGCGAGUCUGCUUCUUUGCAGGGUUGAAAAGAGGUGUCUGCGUGAAGAUCAACCAUUUCCCGGAGGACACGGACUACGACCAUGACAGCGCGGAGUAUCUGCUCCAAGCAAACUGCACCUAUUUUAAAUUCUUUACCACGGGGGAAAAUGCACACAUCUUCCAGAGAACUACAAAGAAAGAGCUGAAUCUGGCAGCUGCCGUGAUAGCAGUGGUAGGCUUGGCACUCAUGGCCCUGGGGUGCCUCUGUAUCAUCAUGGUGCUCAGCAAAGGUGCAGAGUUCCUACUCCGAGUCGGAGCCAUCUGCUUUGGCCUCUCAGGCCUGCUGCUCCUGGUCAGCCUGGAGGUCUUCCGGCAUUCUGUCCAAGCCCUGCUGCAAAGAGUCAGCCCUGAGCCUCCCCCAGCCCCAGCCCUGGCCUACGAAUACUCCUGGUCCCUGGGCUGUGGGAUGGGGGCCAGCCUGGUCCUCCUGCUGGCCAGUGGCUGCUUCCUCCUGCUCACCUUGCCUCCGGGGCCCUGGGGCUCACUCUGCCCCAAGCUGGGGCACAGGGCCACCUAG